Messenger RNA from Mus musculus (house mouse), 9360 nucleotides. It is a transcript of the gene Sestd1, whose product is annotated as SEC14 and spectrin domains 1. NCBI's taxonomy places the organism in Eukaryota, Metazoa, Chordata, Mammalia, Rodentia, Muridae. Bases 479 to 2569 code for a protein of 696 amino acids. The record is from RefSeq and is a predicted model, not a curated record. Gene Ontology annotation, cellular component: intermediate filament cytoskeleton; calcium channel complex. Gene Ontology annotation, biological process: negative regulation of calcium ion transmembrane transport via high voltage-gated calcium channel. Gene Ontology annotation, molecular function: phosphatidylinositol-4,5-bisphosphate binding; phosphatidylinositol-4-phosphate binding; phosphatidylinositol-5-phosphate binding. The transcript has 20 exons.
GGGUCUCCGCGCGGCCGCCACGGGCGCACGCGAGGUCGCGCGGACAGGGCCAGGCCGCGGGUGCCGGGAGGUGGCCGGGCCACCCGCGCCGCCGCCCCCCAGCCUGACGCACGGAGGGCCGGGCAGCGAUUUGCCGCGGGCCCGCCGCCCGGGCCGCUCCGCCCCCGGCCCGCCUCCCUCCCGCCUCGCCCAGCUCUCCGCCCGCCGCGCCGGCGUCCCCGCGUCGUCCCCAACGCCCGCCAGCCCGGCCCGCGCCAGCCAGAGUGGCAUGUGGUAUAAAUACAUGAACUCCAUGGAUGUGAAGGCAUGAGGACAUGAAGGCAGACAGACUCAUAGGUCGGGCCAGAGAUGGUGACAAGGCUUUGCUCCACAGCGUUUGAAAAAUAUUGUGCUGCCUCCUUCUGCCUACUGUGGUGUCUGAGGAGAGGCCUGCUGUCUUUUGAAUUGUUUGUCAGAACACCGGAGGCAAGGACGUGAAAUGGAGGCCUCGGUGAUAUUGCCCAUUCUGAAGAAGAAGCUGGCCUUCCUUUCAGGAGGAAAGGACAGACGCAGUGGACUCAUCUUGACAAUUCCGCUGUGCCUUGAGCAGACAAGUAUGGAUGAGCUGAGUGUCACUUUGGAUUAUCUACUCAGCAUUCCAAGUGAGAAAUGUAAGGCCAGAGGAUUCACUGUGAUCGUGGAUGGCAGGAAGUCUCAGUGGAAUGUGGUGAAGACAGUUGUCUUAAUGCUGCAGAAUGUUGUUCCAGCCGAGGUAUCCCUUGUUUGUGUAGUGAAGCCAGAUGAAUUCUGGGAUAAGAAAGUAACACACUUUUGUUUUUGGAAAGAAAAGGACAGACUUGGCUUUGAGGUUAUUUUAGUGUCCGCCAAUAAGUUGACGCGUUACAUAGAGCCAUGCCAGUUGACAGAAGACUUUGGUGGGAGUCUCACCUAUGACCACAUGGACUGGCUGAAUAAGAGGCUGGUCUUUGAGAAGUUUACAAAGGAGUCUACAUCAUUGCUAGAUGAACUUGCUCUGAUUAACAAUGGAAGUGAUAAGGGGAAUGAGCAGGAGAAAGAAAGGUCUGUGGAUUUAAACUUUCUUCCAUCCGUUGAUCCUGAGACGGUUCUUCAGACAGGGCAUGAGUUGUUAUCUGAAUUACAGCAGCGUCGAUUUAAUGGCUCCGACGGAGGGGUCUCGUGGUCUCCUAUGGAUGACGAGCUGCUGGCACAGCCGCAGGUUAUGAAGUUGCUGGACUCACUCCGGGAGCAGUACACGCGCUACCAGGAAGUCUGCAGGCAGCGCAGUAAGCGCACACAGCUGGAGGAGAUCCAGCAGAAGGUGAUGCAGGUUGUGAACUGGCUUGAAGGGCCUGGAUCUGAGCAACUGAGAGCACAGUGGGGCAUUGGUGACUCGAUCAGGGCCUCCCAGGCCCUGCAACAGAAGCAUGAGGAGAUCGAGAGCCAACACAGCGAGUGGUUCGCAGUAUACGUGGAGCUUAACCAGCAGAUUGCAGCACUCUUAAACGCUGGAGACGAGGAAGAUCUUGUGGAGUUGAAGUCUCUACAGCAACAGCUUAGCGACGUUUGCUAUCGACAGGCCAGUCAGCUAGAAUUUAGGCAAAACCUCCUGCAGGCAGCUUUGGAAUUUCAUGGUGUGGCCCAAGAUUUGUCUCAGCAGUUGGACGGCUUAUUAGGGAUGUUGUGCGUAGAUGUAGCACCAGCUGAUGGAGCAUCGAUUCAGCAAACUUUAAAACUGCUUGAAGAGAAGCUGAAAAGUGUUGAUGUAGGAUUGCAAGGCUUGCGAGAAAAAGGUCAAGGUCUCCUGGAUCAGAUCUCCAACCAGGCUUCCUGGGCCUAUGGCAAGGAUGUAACUAUUGAAAAUAAAGAAAACGUGGACCACAUACAAGGAGUGAUGGAAGACAUGCAACUUAGGAAACAAAGAUGUGAGGACAUGGUAGAUGUGCGGAGGCUGAAGAUGCUUCAGAUGGUGCAGUUGUUUAAGUGUGAAGAGGAUGCUUCACAGGCAGUAGAAUGGCUGAGUGAACUUCUGGAUGCCCUGCUGAAGACCCAUAUCAGGCUGGGUGACGAUGCUCAGGAAACAAAGGUUUUACUGGAAAAACACAGAAAAUUUGUCGAUGUUGCCCAGAGUACUUACGACUAUGGCAGACAGCUGCUGCAGGCCACAGUUGUACUGUGCCAGUCUCUGCGCUGCACUUCCCGGUCCUCAGGGGACACACUUCCUCGACUGAACAGAGUGUGGAAGCAGUUUACAGUCGCAUCUGAAGAGAGAGUGCACAGGUUGGAGAUGGCUAUUGCCUUUCACUCCAAUGCCGAAAAGAUUUUGCAAGACUGCCCAGAAGAGCCUGAAGCAAUGAAUGAUGAGGAACAGUUUGAGGAAAUUGAAGCAAUUGGAAAAUCACUUCUGGAUAGACUCACUAUCCCCGUGGUUUACCCCGACGGAACUGAACAAUAUUUUGGAAGUCCAAGUGACAUGGCUUCUACUGCAGAGCACAUCAGGGACAGAAUGAAACUGGUCAGUCUCAAAAGGCAGCAGCUGAGACAUCCCGAAUUGGUGACCACGGAGAGCUAAUGUCCCCAGCUCCCGCAGAUCUGCAGGUCAUACGCCCACAUUCUUUGCUGCUGGCAUUCUCUGGGGUUAGCCACAGCUCGUUAAGAUGCAUUUCACAGCGGGAUAAGCCUCCUUUCUUCCCACGACACGUGUCUCUCUCUAAAUGCUAACAUUUCUCCACCACCAAGGCAUAGUCACAACAUGCUUUGAGACUGUAGACUCCUGGUAUCCUAAGAGAAGGAAUUGUAACCACCGCACUGAGUCCUCGCUUUCACGCCGUACCUGACUUGUCAGUUUGUAGCCAAACAACCAAUACUAAGCUUUGAAUGGUGCUAAUCAGAGUUUAGGAAUUCUCUAUAAAACAUGGCUGCCCUUCCUCCCCAGGUGAUGUAGGAUAUUUAGACCAUAGUUAGACUGUUAGUGAAUAGUGGUGUCCUCAAAAUUUUACUUUGUAAUUCUUCAAAAUUGAUUAUUUUUAAUGUCUAUAUGAAGAAAACCCUUCAGAUCUUUGAUAUAUCAUAUUCAUUGAAAGACAUUUUCCUAUUGUAUUCAUAAUGUAUUAAAAGUUGUUUGUGCUUAAUAAAAAUCUUCUUUAAACAUCUUAUUUAAUUUGGUAGUUACGUCCUGCUUCUAAACACGAGUGCCUUACUAACGGGGCAUUCUUAGAAUUGUAAGGAGGGUUAAUCAUUGUUUGUGAUGGUGGAUGCAUGUAUUUUAGGCAAGAAUUUCAUAUGUAUGCAUGUGUAUAUAAUAAAAAACAAGCAUGUUUAUUGUGAAGAAUAAUUUAGACCAUUAAGAACAUAAUAAUAGAAUACUAUUUUAAACUUUUCUCUUGAAAAAUGGUGUCCAGAAUAUUAGCUCCCCUGAAGACACUUUGUCUGUGGGGAAGGAGGGCUAAAGAUGAAGGUAUACAUACUCAAUGUAAUCUUUUAUAUCACAGCAAUCACUCUGGAACUAAAGCAGAAAUUGUUAAUAAUAUUUAAUAUCUCAUGGUAUUAGAGGCAAAAAAAUCAUCCUGAAGUAUAGUCACAAAAACUGUAUAGAUCUUUAGAAAUAAAAUUUGUCAUAAAAUGGUAAUGCUUUUAUGUUUGUAUUAAGUUAUAAAAUGUAUAUACUUUAACAUUGUGUUAAUUUUAAUUUUAGAAUAUAUUUUAAGGUGAAAAUAACUGGGCUUAUCAGUACAAAAUUAUGCAAAGAAUCGUAUGCAGGUUUAUUUUUCUGGUCUGUAAAGACGAUCACGUACCUUCCUAUGUUCAAGCCAGUUUCUCCAGCCUUCUUUUUUGCCAGCCUUGAUGAAUUUCAUCAUCCUCACCCUCACCCUGUGUCACCUUUCAGUCAGCUUUGCGCCUCACUUUACAGGAAACGGCCAUAGUCUUCUGGGUCCCGCAUUGAAUGUUUUUGCUCUCUGACACGUCACCUUCCUUUCGCUCCGUUUCUAGUCUCUCCCUAACAGUGCUCCAUCCCUCAGUGGUGCUCUCUCCUGCCAUGUGAGGGCAUGGUUUAGGUCUGUUGCACAUGCACACUGUGCUGCUGUCCUCAGCUCUUGCUCAUUGGGCAUCCCAUCCCUAGUCCUGCAUUUCACGUCCGAUCCCAAUUGCAUAGCUUUCAGCUGACUCGGUCCUCUCCCCUAAAUGAAAGCAUAUCCUACUUGCCUUUUCUUCCUGAGUAGUUUUGAUUAAUGGUGCCAACAAUGUCCAGGGCAAACCUCAGCUGUUCCCCAUGUCUUACUCUGCCUCUGAGACCAUCCAGAAGUCUUUUCUAUACUUGAUAACCCUUCUUCAGGGCUCGCCUCCUGUGCAUAGGAGCUCCUGUGAUUCUUUCUUCAGUCUUCAUGAUGGUGCUAACUUUUCCUGUUACAUCAUAAAGUCCUCUUGGGGGUGACUCUUGUCCCACAUGUCUUGUGCCUAGACCUUUGCUCAUGUGUGACAUGCUCAGUCCUACAGCUGUGUUCCUUUGUCAGCGUUAGUAAUAAUCUCUCCACUACUGCAGUCUGAGGUCUAUUUAAACAGUGUUUGGCUUUUCCUAGCGUUAGAACUGACUUGUAAAUCUGUGUCCAUGGAAUGUGUCUGAUGUUUUAGAUCCUUAGAUGUGGAACUUUUAGAUAUUGUUUAUAUUCAGUAUCAGUCUCUUUUUACUGAGUUUCAGCAUCAUCAGUAUCUUUAUUUGACUUGGUAAUUAUGCCAUCAGCUCAUGGAUGCAUAAUUUCAAUUUAAUUUUCAUAUAUCUUAAGCCCUCUUCCCUGCAAAAAGUGGAAUAAGACAAACCAUGGAAAUGCCAUGUCGGACUUGAAAGUUAAAUGGAACGAGAUACACAGAAUGGACAUAGUCGCUCUUCUUUGGCAAAUGUGGACCCCUUUUCCAUGGGUUUAUCUUUAUAGAUACACAAGAGUUAUGAAUAAAAACCGAGCAAUGCCCAAACUGACUUUCCUCAUGUGGUCACAGUUCACUUAGAGGACAUAUGAAGGAGGUGACUUCGGUUUGUGUGAAAUCUCAGGCCUUUGUUAUAUUAAUACUGACAUUGACCUAAAAAUGUCAUUAAAAAGAAAUACUUCCUUCUUACUGGUUCAAUGCCGCAGCCCCCUGCAUUAUUUUAACCCUUCUGGAGGUUGACUGACACAUUAGCUAGCUAACUUUUGUGUCUGGCUUUUUUUUUUUUUUUCUUUUUUGCCCGUGCCUAUCUUUGUUCCUGUGUAAACUCAGCAGACAAUGGCAAUUUGAUGUCUUCUCUUAGUACGUAUCUGACUCGGCAGAGCUGUGAUGCAAAGACGAUAACUUCCUUUGAGACCAGUUUGGCUGCAUUCCCAGUUCUCAUCGUUCUGACCUUAUUUUACAGGGGAGUCAUUAGUGAUCUUGGUGAGAGCUCAUCCUGUUAGCUUCCAUUCAGUACAGGAGAGUGGGCUGGAUCUCGUACUUCAUUGGGAUUGAAAGUGGCUUGUGGAUGUUAUCUACUCGGAAUGUGUCCGUCACUGCAGUAUUCUCAGUUGAUAGGUGGUAUGAUGUCAGUAUUGUGACCCAUUCUCAGUGAGAACAUGACAGGUUGCUAAGCAAAUCUUAUUUUCUCUUCUAAACCCCUUUGCAUGCUGUGGUAUGAUUGCAAGGUUGGGUGAAUGCAUCCCACCGCACAGGAUACUUUGGUAGAGACCAUCAGCCUUCUUUUAUAUGCUAGAAGUACUUGUCAGAAGAGAUUGUGUGUUCUUACACAUGUCUCCCAUCCUACCCAAAGCACACUGAGUCAUAAUAAAAGCAGGAUGGCUGCUAAGAACUAAAGAUACAGUAGCUGAUGCAAUGCUGUAGCUCUUGAGUUGUAGAGAAAGUAUAGGCUAAAAUAAACAUCCAUAAAUAGUCUGCUAUCCACAGCAAGACUUGUGCGAUGGUGCUCUGAUUAUACAUCCAAAAGAAAAGCUCUCCAGAGUUAAAAAAGAUGGUAUGAAGAAAGCCAAACAGCACCAGUGUUAACUUUCAAUGCUAGACAUAAACAUUGUUGCUUGAGAGCAGAAAGCCUUUUCUUAUAUGUAGCCAGUAAAUGUCUUGGUGGAACAAAAGUGAAUACCAUUUGACACUCCUUGAUUUCUCAGAGUCACUUUAUGUCAGUGAAUAUCCUGAGACUCUAAAAUAUGAAAUGCACAAGUCAUCAAUUUCAAUAACAAAAUGUAAUAAUUUACAGAAGUAUUGAAAACUAAAGGGGCAUAGUAUCAUUGCUAUAAUCUUUUUCAGAGUAGAAAGUAGUGUUCUUUAAUCUUGCUCUGUCUCAAGUGACAUUCAUGGAGUGGAAGAGAGGACACGCUGUUUGUUUAUCCCCUCUGCUCCAUACACCUUCUUCACCCCUACCCCUUAUCCUUACCCCUACUCCUUUUACCCCUACCCCUUCAUCCCUGCACUCUUCACCUCUGCCCGCAUCUCACCAGUGGAUAAGGGAAUGCGAAUUCAGAUCACAUCCCGAGGGUGGAGCUGGUGCCCUCAUCAGUGAAUGAAGCUUUAACGCUGGCACACUCCCUGCUGUGGGAAGAUGAUGGAACAGUAAGAUAGGAGACAAGACACAAAUAGCAUCUGUGUUGGGUUUGACAGGGCAUGAGUCGACUCCAUUUACUCCACUAGUUAGCAAGCCAAAGAAAGGCAUGGUUGGAGUGUAGCAAGAAAGGAACAAGCUAUAGAACAAGAGCAUACAUCUGAGGAUAUUUGUAGGAUCUCCCAAUACCGAGGUAGACAUGACUUGAGACAACCAUUAGUGCUGGCUUUGGUUAGAAAAGAGGCAGUCUGACAAACUCAGGCAGUGAUGGUGCUGGGGAAAGGUCCUGUAAUAGAGCUUAGACGUGGCAGCACUGGUCUGUGUUGGUGAUGUUCAGUAUGACUUAAUGCUGCAGGGGUAGUUAAAGGCUAAUGAGAAUAAACACCAGUCUGUACACUUCAGGAAGAGGCAGAGCCUGUGCUAGGACAUGGAGAUCUUCAAGAGAACAAGAGAGCCAGCACUGAGACUAAAUAUUUUUGAAUGCUGGUGAAUAAAUGUUUCAUAGACACAAAAUUAUUUUUCUGAGAACUCCUAAUGAGACAAGCUGCAAUAUAUAAUUCUUCUAUGUCAUGAUACAGGAAUUCCAAACAUGGCUAAAAAUAGUUACUGUCAAGUAUUAAGAGCAGAGUUGUGAGGGUUUGAAGGGAGACGUGUGGAACAGCGUGUCUGACAGGGCUUUGCACUCUGGUUCCUACUGAAUCUUGAGGGGACAUCUUAACAAGUGUUUACAAGUCCAAUGCAGAACCCUCACAGUGACUGCAUAGAUCUCCCUGUAGAGGUUGAAGACAAUGCCUGUCCACUGAAGGCUACAAGAUCACAUCUUUCAUGUCUUAUUUUCCUGGCUGUUUUAGCUUGUGAGACAGAGCACUAAACCAUUCUUAGGGUUGCUUUCUCUGCAGAAAGUGCCUGCAUCUGAGCUCAGGUGUUAGUCUUCACAGCCAGUGAAGUUGCUCAGGGAACUGCAUCAGGGUAGGUGUAGUUCUGAGAGUUGUGAGAGGAUCCAAAGAUCACUUGGGCAGGUUUGAGUAGAUUUGGGAGCUGCAUUGCUCUCUUCAGACUCGGAAGAAAAACUUAAUUUUCUAAAUUGGCACAUAGAAGUAUUUGGUCAUUAUCAUGUUGAAAGAGAAUUUGGGGUGGGGGUGGGGAGUAAAUGUCGAAAUUUCUGUUUCCUGAAGUCUUAAUAUAAAAAUUUUCAGUCUAUAAAAUUUAAGAUUAUUUCAUCACGUCCUUACCACCAUUAGUUACCCUUGCUUUGUCACUUGCCCGACCGUCUGUAUGUCCAUCCAUCCAGAUUAUUUUUCAGUGGAUCUGAAGCUGCAGAUCUCUGCAUGCUUCCAUCUAAACACUUUAGCAUAUUUCUCACCAGUAAGGGUUCCAUAUUUGCUUUCUCUUGGCAUAAGAUUACAUUCAUGGAGUGAAGAUGCACAGAACCUUUCCAUGCUCUGUUUCAUAGUUAUGUGGCGUGCUAUAGAAAAGGACAUCUACCACUCUAGAAAGUUCUCCCCUCUCACUCAUCACUGUCCCCAAAUGACAAGCCCUGUUCUUCCUUUCUAUUGUGAGUUAGAUUGUUCUAUUUCAGAACUUAUUUUAAUUCAUAUCACACAUCAAGGCUUCUUUACUGCCAUGGUAUUUGGGAGGUUUAUUUGUGGACUUGGUGUAUUAUUAAUUCAUCCUUAUGUUAUUACUAAGUGGUGUCCCCAUGAUUGGAUAUUGCCACUUGUUUUCUCAGUUUCCUAUUGGCUAACUGGGCUGUUUGCAGGACUGUCAACUAUGAACAAAGCUGCAGUGGUCAUUAUUAGGAGCAUACAUAUGAAUAUAGUUAUUCACGUGCUCGUGAGUAAAUACUUAGAAUUGCUGGCUCGCAAGGUGGUUUUUAAAAGGAAACUAUCACUCUUUUUCCCAGUGUGGUUGUUCUGUGCCCUGAUUUUUAUAUUUUGGGUGUGUAAAAAGUUGUAAACAAUUUUUUCUGAUUCUCAUGUUGAAAUAGUAAGAGAAGUUGGGGGUAGAAAUUAUAUCGCUCACAUUUGAAUGUGGUAGUUGGUAUUUGAGGGGAGGGAUGCUGUCUGUCACAAAACAGCUCCCCCAAGCGGUUCCCCAGACAUAAAAUUUUAGAAUUCGCCCUACCCUGUGAGAGGUUAGGCUCUAAGCAUGCUAAUUUAUAGCUAGAAGGAACAGCACAAGCCUGAUUAUGUUGCAUUUACCACCCACUUUCAGUAAGUAAAGUAAGACACAUCACUGAGUAGCAAAGAACACUUUAUGAUGGAAGUGGAGAGGGCAGAAAGAAAACCCAAAGCAUACGCAGGAGUCAGUUCCUGGUACCGUAGAGUGAGAAAGACACCUGUGCAGGGAAGGGCCCACUGUGGUCAGGAAAGCAGACAACAGGAUGGGAAGAACUCUACCUCACAGUUUACAUAGCAGAUAGUUAUGUUUUGUAGACAUUUUAGCCUUUAAAUGUCACAGUCUUCAUCUUUUCAGCCCACCUUUGUUAGUUUCAUACUUGGGUGAAUUUUUUCUACUGUGUAUUAUCCUCAUCUUCUGUUCUAUUAAACAAUAUCCACCUGUGAAAUUACGGUCAUAUGUUUCCAAUACCCAUGUUCAGAUACCAGUGUGUGAUUUACCUUUCCUAUGGGAUUUCUAAGGGCUGGGAAAUUUGGCUUCUACUGUAUAUCCUUAUAAUGUGCCCACAUUGUAAAUAUGCAAUAAAACCAUAAAAAAUACAAGGGCAGCAGAUUUUCAUAUGUAUUUCUUUGCCAUGUUGUUUUUUGACAAGUUUGAUUUCUGUAAAUAAAGAUUAUUCAUAAAAUCUA